Molecule: messenger RNA, 5769 nt
Organism: Lichtheimia ornata
Lineage: Eukaryota; Fungi; Mucoromycota; Mucoromycetes; Mucorales; Lichtheimiaceae
Exons: 4
Coding region: 1-5769 (1922 amino acids)
Molecular function (GO): 5'-flap endonuclease activity
Source: RefSeq, a predicted model, not a curated record
AUGGGAGUCAAACAACUACACGCUAUUGCUCGUCGUUUCCAAGCUUAUCAGCAGCAUGCUAACUUGGGAGCGCUCUUGGAGGAACGCGAAAUCAACACCAUAGUUGUUGACUUUUGCCCCACUUUUUAUUAUUUGCUUGCGAAUCAUGCGGUGAGAAUUCUUCCUGGUCAUUUACAAGGUAACGGUGGGUAUCGUCUGGUGCAACCAGACAUGACCCAAUUCGUUAAUGAUUGUAUCGAGAGGAUUCAAGCCCUUGUCGCCCCUCAUCGUCGAGUCCUUCUUGUGCUAGAUGGUGAAGCUCACCCUAUUAAAAAAGAAACGCAUAUCAAAAGAGACUUGGAGGCUAAAAAAGCCUUCAGCCGGGCCAAAGCUGAGUAUUCGCGAUUGAAUGGUAACAUUGCAGGAAGUGAAGUAUUUACCGCUAAUGCUAGAAAAUGGCUCAGAUUCACGCCUGAAAUUAAGGAUGCGAUUUGUCAUGUGUUGGCCUUACAAGGUGUCCCUGAGACCAUCUUCCCCAUAAGCGACGAUUUGCAUGUGGUUCCUAUCAUGGAAAAUAAUCCUAUCCACUUUAUUGUUGCACCCUACGAGGCCGAUGGUAUGGUAGUAGCUUUAGCUGAGCUUUUAGGUAACGGAACAGCUAUCAUUUCUGUCGAUGGAGAUGUGCUUGUGUAUGGCGGAUGCCUUAAUACUUUACGAUUGAUGAAUGUCAGUUGGGAAACAGGCAUGGUGAGUCGAUAUUGUAUCAAGAGUCAGUUGCUAAACUCUUUAGGUUUACAACUUGAGGGUGAUAAUGAUGAUAUGAUUAUGGCACAGAAAUUAUUACUUGUGUUGGCUUCAGUAAGUGGAAAUGAUUAUGCUGAAAACAUACCUACCUAUUCUUUUGGGAAAAUGCGGGAAAGGCUUUUGAAUGGGCUGCAAGUGAAUCGUACAGAAUACUGGGAUCAAUCAAUGUACACUAUACAACAGAGGCUAUUAUCAUCGUUCAACAAUUUACCUGCUCAUAUACCUGAAAGAAUGAAAAAGGCACUCGUGAUGUAUGCAUGCCCACUAGCAGAUAUAACAAAUAACAGGGGAUGGUCACCACUACAAAUUGGCUUUGAGUACAAUGAACUUUUUACAAUACUUGGAAAUAUGGAACAUCUUCAUGUAUUAAGAGGACCAUCAGAGACACAAGGAAAUCGUUUCAUAUAUGCUUAUAAUGUUCAACCUAUACAAAGAGAAAACACAGCCCCAGAAAACACAAAUGACUUGCGCCCACCGAGACAAAGGGUAUAUGCAGCAGCUGCAAGAGGACGUGGUAGAGGACGUGGUGGUAGAGGACGUGGUGGUAGAGGACGUGGUGGUAGAGGACGUGGUGCAGGAGGUGCAGCAGCACAAAUUACUGUUUUCUCUGAGGAUAAUGCAACAGAGCAUAUUACUAUAUCUGCCAGAAGCAGAGCAAUUCGUACAUGGUCAAUGGGUUUAUAUUCGUCGGUUUUAUCAGCUGCAAUGACUAGAUCAAUACCAUUCAGCAGCAAUAGUAUUGCUCGAUUUCAAGAGAAUUUCGACCCUAUUGAAGGACAAGCUCUAAAUCAUACUAGGGUUAUAUGCGAUAUCUUACACAACGAAUCAAAGCAAAUGUCAUUUGUACGACAGGUAGCUUUUCAGAUGGUUAACAUAGCUUUAAGGCAUCCUAAACAUAGGCCUCUUAACGAACCUGAGAAUUUGAAUUUCUACAGAGAGUUUUUCUCUAAUGAUUCCCAGAAGAUCUGGAUAUUUAUCAUCAAUUGUGCUAUGACACGUAAUUAUGCGUAUCAUAGAACAGGGGAUCCAUUAUAUGUCGAUGUACCUUUUCACCCGUUUGAAACCGAUAGAGCACAACAAGGCUUCGUUGGUAUAGACAAUCCAAUGCAAUAUGCUGCACACGAUGCUCAUAACCCCGCACAUCUUCGUAAUCUCAUCGAUACGAUGCACGAUAAAGCUGAUUUCAGAGACACCAUGUUGCAAGCUCGUGCCAUGUGGUACCAAUACUACAGAAAUAAUAACAUUGAUCCACCAGUGCUACCAAAUACCCAAUACAGGCAUAAAAUGGUACAAUCAUUAGCACAGCAAAUGGAUACCAACUUUAAAGUGAACCUCAUCACACAUUUCAUCUCAAGAACAGAGGCAUUUAUUGCAGCAUACAUGACUUAUGUAUCAGAUGUUCCUAAUGGAUGGCCUGACCUACCAGAAACUCCAAUGGAAGGGGUUAAUACUCUCAAUCACCGGCUUUACAUUCUCAUUCGAGAAGUCAUAAACGAUGAAGCUCCUCACGGGAAUAUCCAAAAUCAAAUCCAAAAUAUAAUGGUAGAAACAAAUACACAGCUUGAUAAUGAUGUGAUUGCUUCAGUAGCCACAUUCAUCACCUCCCAAAGAAAUAAGAGGGUGCAAACAGGUAAUGCUGUACCACUUACCUUUAAUGAAUUGAGUGAUGCGUUAAAGGAUUAUGCUAAAAGACCCCGGGGAUGGCCUACUCAUGUUGGCUUACCACAAUAUGUACUUGCAAAUGUUUUCUGCAUUCCAUGGAUACAGAAUGACGAGAGAACAGAGAAUAUAGUGAACGACGACGUAUGUAGAGAGGUUCAUGAGCAAGUGCUUGGUCUCCCACUUGGCAUCCAACAGGAUAUAAGAGCCUUCAUUAGAGAUAUUCGUGCGAAUCUUCAAACGGCUGCUUUUGACUUUAAGAUUGGUAUUCGUACACAACGUAUACCUCCAAACACCCCAGAUGAUUUGAGAAGCAGAAACAUUCCACUUGAUAUUUUUGAUUGCUUGGAUUUACCACGACCAGACGUAAGAAAUCGGUUAGCUCAUAUCUUUGUUGAUGUUUUGGCAGUAAACCCACAAUACAUAGCAUGGGAACAAGCUAUGAAUCAACAAUGGAAUCAAAGAAUACAGCAGAGCAUACAGGAUUUUCAAGAAAAACUUAAUCAGGUAUUGCUAGACUGGGAUAAUGCCAACCAACAAAUACAAUUGGUUGUUGCACAACAGGAUAACCGCCAACCAGAAAUGUUAAGUCUUCAUAAUGAUGAAUUUGCAGCAGAGUGGCUACUCGCUGGAGGUAAUGGCCUUAACCGACAACAACGAAAACAAAAUAUGUUGGUCUUACUUGAAAACUUUGAUGAGAUGGCAAAAAGAUACAUUCACGAUAUCGUAGUGGAAGAAACUACACGAUGGUAUUAUGUGUGGAAUACAUGCAGGAAUAUCGUAAUGGAGAUACGUGAUGUCUUAUACAAUGACACUGGCAAUGAAUUCUUAACGACAGUUGAAGCAAUGCAAGAUCGAAUAAUAGAAUCGGAGGGAGAAAUCAGGAAUCAAUGGGCAACGGAAAUGAAUACUUUCCAGACUCAGCUUAAUCAGGUUAACGAAACCACUCAAGAACAAUACAAUGCUAUCAUCACUGAGAUACCUCAGGUGUUACCUUUGGGUCCCAAUGGUAACAUUGAUAACACCGUAGAAGGAGUACAACAGGAAUAUCAGUUUUGGACAGGGGUUAUAAAUCAAAGAUAUGAUGGCUUUAAUGUUUUCUGCAACCAAGUCCUACAACAAGUUCACACGACCAUGGUAAACCAAACAACUAAUCUAUUACACGAAAUGGAAGAAUUGCAUGGUGCUUUAGAUGCUUACCUUGCUGAUUUGGCAGAACAACCAGAAGAUGGUGAUGAUGAAGAACAAGAGGCAGUUGAGCUUGAUGAGCAGGCAUCUGACAUAGAGGAUGAAGAUGAUAUUAUGCAGCGUGAAGAUGAUGAUCCUCCGACAGACCAAGGCAUUAAUGGGUUCAGAACCUAUGCUUUGAUUCCAAUGCUCGUUACGAUGCUGCAAGGUUUCCCUGAUCGAUUGUCGUUUGCACUUUGCCCCAAGGCCAAAAGUGGGAAUGUAUGCAUUCCUAUCAACAGGGCGAUUGGUAGAGAUAUACUUCAGCAUGUAAACUACUUUGCACAAGGCAUUCCCAAUUAUGCGAACCUUCAGCCACAUAUUCAAUCACUACAGCAAUGUGUUAACUAUACCAGGCUUAUAGGGUACAGUGAAACACCUUUUAUGAUACCACUUUCUACUCCCAUAAGAGCAGCCGUUCAUGACAUCAUUACGACUACCAUCAACGACCUAAUCAUACCUCAACAAGUUAUGCCUUAUUACACGAAUCUUCCCCAUGGUGUUACAAUAAUUGAUAUUCAUCAGCAAAUGAUUAUGCUAUUACAUGCAUCACAUCAAGUUGCCCAGUUUGAUGCUAACGGUGAGCUUGUGUUCCCUGAUAACAUACAAAUCCAGGCAUUAUACGCUUCCCAGCUAUAUUGUGAUCAGCUAUUACUUAUCCGCUCGCUGAGAGUAAGGACAUUAAUACGUUCACAAAAACUUCCAAUGGGUGAGCCUGCGCUUGACAACCUUCAUCAUUGGGUACAACCCAAUGCUCUUGAUAACGAAGAGUAUGUACGAAUGACACGAAUCUAUAUUGGUUAUUACCAAAAGGACAGAGGGUUGUCUGUGGCAGACUUUAGAACAGCUUACAUUCAUAGUCAUAAUCGAUUGUGUUGGGAAACAUUAGUAACUGUGCAAUACAAUGCAAAUAAUCAACCUCAGCUUCCUGCCUCUGUAAUGGGCCAGUAUCUAGAUCAAUGGCAAUCAGCAAAUAUCGCCAUUCCACAAGCGCAACAGAGCAAUGUUUGGAAUCCAUAUCCUUUUUUCUUCAACCCUCAAUAUCAAUCAUUUGUUUCUGGAGAGGGUAAUGUAACAGUCAAACACGGGAGAUAUUAUAGAGAAUUCAACAGAACAAUCCAGGGAGUGAAUAUGGUAUAUCCACGAUACACUAUUGAACGCCUAAUGACCGAUGGAGUAAGGAUACAUAUCGUUGUCAGAGAUUGGAUGAAAAGACUCACUCGUUCAAGAGGCGACCCUAUCAAAUACAUACCAGAGGUUCGCAAAUGUAGAAAUCGAAAAUUAGCACAAGACGAACAGCUUCGAGAUGACUUGCCUGUUGAUGUCAACAAUGUCGACGUUGAACUUAAUCAACGGGUCAAUUUGAUGCAACAUCAUGGCUUCACAGGUGUGGUAGGGGUUGAUCUCGGUGAAACGUUUGCUGCAGGAACAUUUUUCUUGCCACAUGGUCCUGGUGUCGGAGUACAACACACGAUCAAACGAAGUGAAUUGUAUGGAUUGACCUUCACCAAUAGAGGUAUAAUUGAAAGUGAGAAAAGAGCUAAUCAAAUUAACGAAAUUGAGAGUACUAUGUCGCAAGGAAGCACAUACAGCAACAUGGAUAAAUACUUGGUUUAUAUUAACAAUUUCCAGAACGAUAACAACGGCUUACAACUGAACAACUUUUAUUCAAGGAAAACACUCAUUCGUCGGCAGUGGUCAAAUAGAUUAUCCAUGAAAGCUGCUAAGGACAAGGCAUGCACUCGCGUUCUUUCCAUGGGAACCGCUUCGUUGAAUGCACCCACACAGCAGCAAUAUCAGAACCAAGCUUUGAUCAGGAGACAACAAAAAGCAGAUUUCAUGCAACUACAAACCUUGGAACAAGCUUUACCUUGGGAAGACGAAAUGAAUUUUAUUGAAGAUGUAACACAACAACGAGAUCAAUCUCAAAUUCAAGCAAACGCAAGACGACAAGCACGUUUGAUUCGAAGAGAAAACUUAUCAACAGAAGAACAACAACAAAGACUUAUCAUACGACGUGAGAAAAGAAGACGCCAAAGACGUCGUCCUCAGCCAACUCGGAUGGUUAUAGCUCUCGACUUUAUCAAAAAAAAAUGGUAG